UUCACAACAGUUUUAAAUAAAACGUACAAGUGAUAAUUUCACCAGAGAAAAUACAAAAUAAAUCUCGUUAAAGUAGUGAAUGCAAAUCUCGCUUUAAAAUGUGGAUAGAAUUCUUAAUAUUAUUAACCUUGGCCGGUUAUUUGUUUUAUCGUUGGGCCACCGUCAAUAAUAAUUUCUUCAAAGAACGCGGCAUACCUUAUUCAAAACCAACAUUGUUAUUUGGAAAUUUUCUUAAAAUGGUUUUAAGAAAAAAAUCAAUGUUUGAUUUAGUUAUUGAUAUUUACAAUGAACAUGAUGGCAAAAUAUAUGGCGUCUUCGAUCAACGACAACCUCUAUAUUUAAUUCGUGACCCAGAAGUAAUCAAACAGAUUGCAAUUAAGGAUUUUGAUCAUUUUAUCAAUCAUCGUUCAAUAUUCGGUGAUGAGACUGAUGAUAAUCAUAAAAAUUUAUUUGGUGCCUCAUUGUUUAUGAUGAAGGAUAACAAGUGGAAGGACAUGCGCAGUACUUUGAGUCCAGUAUUUACAGGUAGUAAAAUGCGUCAAAUGUUCCAAUUGAUGAAUGAGGUGGCCCAAGAGACAUUGGCCUAUUUAAAGAAGCAGAAGGGUGUAGGUUCUAAUGAUGGCAUUGAUGUCAAAGAUUUUAUAACACGUUUUACCAACGAUAUUAUUGCAUCGACUGCAUUCGGUUUGAAAGUCAACUCGUAUACGGAUGAAAAUAAUGAAUUCUAUAUGAUGGGCAAGAAAGUGACCACAUUUUCAUUUCUACAAAAUUUGAAAUUUAUGUGUUACGUCAAUUUUAAAAAAAUCAUGAAGCUUUUGGACAUUCAACUUUUCGACAAGAAACAGACCGACUACUUUAUGCAUCUCGUCUUGGAUGCCAUGCAAUAUCGCAAAGAACACAAUAUCAUCAGACCCGAUAUGAUUAAUAUGCUGAUGGAAGCCAGAGGCAUGUUGAAGACAGAUAAUCCUAAACCAAGUAAUCGCGAAUGGAGUGAUGUUGAUAUUGUCGGUCAAUGUUUCUUAUUCUUCUUUGCUGGUUUUGAAACCUCUGCUUCUCUAACAUGUUUCACCGCUCACGAGCUAAUGGAAAAUCCAGAAUGUCAAGAAAAGCUUUUAGAAGAAAUUCAAGAAGUUGAACAAAACCUCGAUGGUAAGCCCUUAACGUAUGAGGCCUUGCAAAAUAUGCGUUACAUGGAUAUGGUGGUGCAGGAAUGUUUGCGUAAAUGGCCCGGUGCAGUUGCCAUUGAUCGUGUUUGCAAUAAGGACAUAACAUAUAAUUUGGAUAAUGGGGAAAAAAUGGAAUUGAAAAAAGGUGAUGUUAUAUGGGUACCAGUUGUGGGCUUCCAUCGAGACCCUCAAUAUUUUGAGAAUCCAUUGAAAUUUGAUCCCGAAAGAUUUAGCGAAGAGAAUAAAGACAAAAUUCAACCAUUUACGUAUUUGCCGUUUGGUGUAGGACCACGUAACUGUAUUGGUUCUCGUUUUGCCCUUUUGGAAACAAAAGUUUUAAUUUAUUAUUUGGUGCGAGAUUUUCAUCUUCAAGCUGCCGCAAAGAGUUGCGUACCUUUGAAGUUAUCAGCCAAUGGUUUCCAAUUGAUUCCGAAAGAAGGAUUUUGGCUUAAGUUUACCCCUAGAGCCUAAAUAUUCUACUUUUAUUUUUAUUUGUUAAUAUUGAUUACUUUAGGAAUUAAGUUUGGAAAUUUAAUUUGUAUAUAAUUAACUUUAUAUCUAACAAUACAUUUUAUUAUUUGUUUGUUUAUAUAUUUUAAUAAAAAAUGUUAACUUGAAUAA
Calliphora vicina (urban bluebottle blowfly) is the source of this 1787-nucleotide messenger RNA. RefSeq names its product probable cytochrome P450 9f2. Gene Ontology annotation, molecular function: monooxygenase activity; iron ion binding; heme binding. Lineage: Eukaryota; Metazoa; Arthropoda; Insecta; Diptera; Calliphoridae. The transcript has 4 exons. The record is from RefSeq and is a predicted model, not a curated record. Bases 99 to 1637 code for a protein of 512 amino acids.